UUUAGUAUUGCUGAAACUUCUUACUAUCAUAAAGAAGCUGAUGUGGAGCGGUCAUCAACAACACCAAAUUGUGAUGCAAUGAUUGAAGAUGAUAUUGAGCACGAAGACUUUUGGCAAAAUAUAGGCAGGCAGCUUGAUGACGCUCUACUAGCGUCGAUACAAAAAACUGGAACAGCAUUCACCAUAUUUAUGCACAGCUUGCCUAAUUACAAUCGAGCCAUGGUGUUUGAAGUUAUUGAUAUUUUCAAAACCAAAGUACUGGAACCCUUGAUGACCAUCGCUUGUGAAGUAAUCACACCAGUUAUUCCAGAACAAGAGAGAGCAUCUACUUUGAACAACCUAAUGAAGAUUACGCAAGCUUUUGAUGCAGUAAACACUGAACACAAAUUUGUUAAGCUACUGAAGGAAGAAUGUCACUUUCAAGUGCCUGUGCUUGAUCAAGUCAAUAGUGAGCUGAUCCCUGUGGAAACUGAUGGCUGCGUUGAAUUGAUCGAAAAAUCAAAAUCAAACGUGUAUAUUGGAUUGGAGAGGUUUUUCUCCACUUUUUUCUCUAUUGAGGCAAAUAUCGAGGCACUAUUAGAUAAUCAUCAGCAAAUAAUCACUGCAUCUCCUGAAGACCUAAACGAUAAUUUCGUAAAGGGAAAGUUUUGGAAGCAAAAAACUGCAAAUAGGCCUGGUCAAAUUUGCAUACCAUACUUUAUUUUUGCUGAUUCUUUCGAAAUCAACAAUCCAUUAGGUUCGAAAGCGGGUAAGCAAGCUCUGACAGGAUUCUACUUAAAUUUUCCAAGUUUACCAAGGCAUAUUAAUGGCACAAUUGAGAAUAUGUUCCUGAUACAGUUCGUAUAUUCAGCCGUUGAAAAAUCAUUCUCCAACGAAGAAAUCUUGAAAACGUUGAUCCAAGAAAUUAUUCAUUUGGAAAAAACACCCUUGAAAAUUCGUGUGAAAGGAGAAGACAGGAGUGUUUAUUUUAUUUUUGGAGGACUGCGUGGAGACAACUUAGGAUUGAACAGCCUUUUGGACUACAGCAGAUCAUUCGUCGCAAAUCAUCCAUGCAGACCGCAGGCGAUGUCGAGAGAAGAAUAGCGCAGCGAAUGGAUUUCCUCCGGGCCAAGUUCGGAAACAUUCGGCUGCAACCGCAGAUUGUUGCAAUUGGUCCAUCACGUAAAGAGUCAGCGGUAAUGGUACUCUUCGGUGGAGCGGAGUAUAAGGCGGAUAACGUACUGCAUGCAAUUUGUAUUUGCAUGCAUGUUACUUACGUCUUGAGCCUGGAGUACACGCCGGAUUGCAAGCCACUAUGGCUGUUCAUUCAAACUUAUCUGUUUAAAAUAAAAGCCUCCAUCGUUGAGCUCCCCAAGAGCACGAGGGAUUUACUGCAAUCAAUUGAAUGAACCUAAAAAUACAGUGUUAUAAAUGUAUAACUUUAUAAAACAAAAAUAAAAUAAAUGAGAUAAAACAAAUAA
Molecule: messenger RNA, 1460 nt
Organism: Aedes aegypti (yellow fever mosquito)
Lineage: Eukaryota; Metazoa; Arthropoda; Insecta; Diptera; Culicidae
Exons: 2
Coding region: 79-1083 (334 amino acids)
Source: RefSeq, a predicted model, not a curated record